AACCGACUUGGGACUGGUAGUAAAGCAUUAUAUGGCUGAGGAGUAUUCAUUUCCUUUAUCAUCUUGUUUAAAUACAUCUAACCCAGCAAUACUUCCUCUCCUCUUUUGAUUCUUCUCUUCUCAUAUAAAGAAUCAUGUCUUCAAGCGACAGAGAGUACGAAUUGGUCAUCUUUGGAGCCACAGGAUACACAGGGAAACUUACGGCGGAACACGUUGCCACACAUUUACCUACAGAUCUUCGAUGGGCUUUGGCAGGACGUUCGUCCGCUAAAUUGGAAGCAGUUGCAGCUGAGUGCAAGGCACUGAAUCCGGAUAGGACACAGCCAGGUGUGUGAGAUCCUUAAUUAAGAACUCCAACAGUUGCUCCCUUGAUAUCACGUGGCUUCUACCACAACGACAAGUCGUUGGCUGACACAUCACAUUAUGAAUAGCUAUCGAAGUUUGUAACUUAGAUGAUGCCGAGCUCAGUGUAUUGGCCAAAAAGACAAGAGUUAUUUUGGCAACAGUCGGCCCUUAUGCUCUUCAUGGCGAACCUUGCUUCAAAGCUUGUGCCGAGAAUGGAACGCAUUAUUUUGAUGUUACUGGAGAAGUACCAUGGGUAGCGAAGAUGAUCAAGAAGUAUGAAAGCACCGCUAAAGCCAGCGGUGCAAUCCUGAUUCCGCAAUGUGGUAUUGAAUCUGCUCUACCGGAUUUAAUCACCCGAUAUGCUGUUGAUGCUGUACGAGAAAAGUUAUCAGCACCUACUGAUGAGGUUAUCGUAUCUUUACAUGAGAUGAAGUAAGAUAUAGCGCCGAGAAUUAUUUGAUCAUGAGCUAAUUCCUCUUAGAUCAAAACCUUCCGGGGGAACAUUGGAAACAAUCUUCACAAUUUUGGAAGUAUUCAGUCUCAAGCAACUUAAAGAAUCAAUGACUCCAUAUGCUCUAUCCCCAAUACCAGGACCAAAAGUUCGUCCUUCCACAUCUAUCAUCACCAAACUUACCGGAAUCAAAGUAGUUCCUGAUUUAGGGAUUCUUACCACUUCUCUUGCAGGAUCAACGGAUUUAGCCAUAAUUCAUCGAAGUUGGGGAUUGUCUAGCGAGAAGCAGUUCUAUGGGCCUAAUUUUAAAGUCGAGGAAUAUAUGAAAGCGCGAAACUAUUUUACUGCUUUCGCAAUACACUUGGGACUUAUGCUUGGUGGCCUAUUCCUGGCCAUCCCAUUUUUCAGACACGCGGCUAGGAAAUAUGUUUAUCAGCCAGGAGAAGGAGCUACGAAAGAGGAAGCAAAGAAUGAUCGAGUUGAGUUUAGAGUCAUUGCCAAACCGGAUAAUGGUCAACCAAAGCCUGCGAGAAUCUUUUGUCGAGAAUAUUUUGAAGGUCCAAUCUAUGGAUGUAAGUGGAGUUGUAUGAUCCGGAGUAUUUCUAGGUGACUAAUGGCAAAUAGUAACCGGAAUAUUGAUUGCUCAAGGCGCAAUUUCAUUACUUCGAGAUGACCACAAGUUGUCAGGCGGUAUCUAUACUCCAUCUAGUUUGGGUGAAAAGUAUAUCAAUCGCCUUCAACAAUCUGCCAAUGUUAAAUUUGAGAAGAAGGUUUUUGAAAAUUAAGCUGUAUGAAAAUGUUCGAUAAUGGCACAGAAAUAUGAAGUGAAGCUUCACAUGACCUUCUUGUACAUAGACAUCCUAGGCAACAAUCCUUUCCGAAACAAAAUUCAAUAUUCGCAUGGCCUGGAU
This is a messenger RNA of Sclerotinia trifoliorum, 1707 nucleotides long. The record is from the annotation of a GenBank genome assembly. Lineage: Eukaryota; Fungi; Ascomycota; Leotiomycetes; Helotiales; Sclerotiniaceae.